Messenger RNA from Rangifer tarandus platyrhynchus (Svalbard reindeer), 4422 nucleotides. The record is from the annotation of a GenBank genome assembly. Lineage: Eukaryota; Metazoa; Chordata; Mammalia; Artiodactyla; Cervidae.
AUGGCCCGCCUGGCCGCUGCGCUCUGGAGUCUCUGUGUCACAGCCAUCCUCGUCACCUCAGCCACCCAAGGCCUGAGCCGGGCUGGGCUCCCAUUUGGGCUGAUGCGCCGGGAGCUGGCAUGUGAAGGCUACCCCAUCGAGCUGCGGUGCCCGGGCAGCGACGUCAUCAUGGUGGAGAACGCCAACUAUGGGCGCACAGACGACAAGAUCUGCGACGCUGACCCUUUCCAGAUGGAGAACGUGCAGUGUUACCUGCCGGACGCCUUCAAGAUCAUGUCCCAGAGGUGUAACAACCGCACCCAGUGUGUGGUGGUCGCUGGCUCCGACGCCUUUCCGGACCCCUGCCCCGGGACCUACAAGUACCUGGAGGUGCAGUACGACUGUGUCCCCUACAAAGUGGAGCAGAAAGUCUUCGUGUGCCCAGGGACCCUGCAGAAGGUUCUGGAGCCCACCUCAACCCACGAGUCAGAGCACCAGUCUGGCGCAUGGUGCAAGGACCCACUGCAGGCGGGUGACCGCAUCUACGUCAUGCCGUGGAUCCCUUACCGCACGGACACGCUGACCGAGUACGCCUCGUGGGAGGACUACGUGGCGGCACGCCACACCACCACCUAUCGCCUGCCCAACCGCGUAGACGGCACGGGCUUCGUGGUCUACGACGGCGCCGUCUUCUACAACAAGGAGCGCACGCGCAACAUCGUCAAGUACGACCUGCGCACGCGCAUCAAGAGCGGGGAGACGGUCAUCAACACGGCCAAUUACCACGACACCUCGCCCUACCGCUGGGGGGGCAAGACAGACAUCGACCUGGCAGUGGAUGAGAACGGGCUGUGGGUCAUCUACGCCACUGAGGGCAACAACGGGAGGCUGGUGGUGAGCCAGCUCAACCCCUACACGCUGCGCUUCGAGGGCACGUGGGAGACUGGCUACGACAAGCGCUCCGCGUCCAACGCCUUCAUGGUGUGCGGCGUCCUGUACGUGCUGCGCUCGGUGUACGUGGACGACGACAGCGAGGCGGCCGGCAACCGCGUGGACUACGCCUUCAACACCAACGCCAACCGUGAGGAGCCCGUGAGCCUGGCCUUUCCCAACCCCUACCAGUUCGUCUCCUCUGUCGACUAUAACCCUCGCGACAACCAGCUGUAUGUCUGGAACAACUACUUUGUGGUGCGCUAUAGCCUGGAGUUUGGGCCACCCGACCCUAGUGCGGGCCCAGCCACUUCCCCACCCCUCAGCACAACCACCACAGCCCGGCCCACACCCCUGACCAGCACGGCCUCGCCCGCAGCCACCACCCCACUCCGCCGGGCACCCCUCACCACACACCCUGUGGGUGCCAUCAACCAGCUGGGACCUGACCUACCUCCAGCCACUGCCCCAGCCCCCAGCACCCGGCGGCCCCCCGCCCCCAAUCUGCACGUGUCCCCAGAGCUCUUCUGUGAACCUCGAGAGGUGCGGCGGGUCCAGUGGCCGGCCACCCAGCAGGGCAUGCUGGUGGAGAGGCCCUGCCCCAAGGGGACUCGAGGAAUUGCCUCCUUCCAGUGUCUACCAGCCCUGGGGCUCUGGAAUCCCCGGGGCCCUGACCUCAGCAACUGCACCUCCCCCUGGGUCAACCAGGUGGCCCAGAAGAUCAAGAGCGGGGAGAACGCGGCCAACAUUGCCAGCGAGCUGGCCCGCCACACCCGGGGCUCCAUCUACGCGGGUGACGUGUCCUCCUCUGUGAAGCUGAUGGAGCAACUGCUGGACAUUCUGGACGCCCAGCUGCAGGCACUGCGGCCCAUUGAGCGCGAGUCAGCCGGCAAGAACUAUAACAAGAUGCACAAGCGGGAGAGAACUUGCAAGGACUACAUCAAGGCUGUGGUGGAGACGGUGGACAACCUCCUGCGGCCAGAGGCCCUCGAGUCCUGGAAGGACAUGAACGCCACCGAGCAGGUGCACACGGCCACCAUGCUGCUGGACGUCCUGGAGGAGGGUGCCUUCCUGCUGGCGGACAACGUCAGGGAGCCGGCCCGCUUCCUGGCCGCCAAGCAGAACGUGGUCCUCGAGGUCACAGUCCUGAACACUGAGGGCCAAGUGCAGGAGCUGGUGUUUCCCCAGGAGUACCCGAGCGAGAACUCAAUCCAGCUGUCUGCCAACACCAUCAAGCAGAACAGCCGCAACGGAGUGGUCAAGGUUGUCUUCAUUCUCUACAACAACCUGGGCCUCUUCCUGUCCACCGAGAACGCCACGGUGAAGCUGGCGGGCGAAGCAGGCUCGGGGGGCCCAGGGGGCGCCUCCCUGGUGGUGAACUCGCAGGUCAUCGCGGCGUCCAUCAACAAGGAGUCCAGCCGAGUCUUCCUCAUGGACCCUGUCAUCUUCACUGUGGCCCACCUGGAGGCCAAGAACCACUUCAACGCUAACUGCUCCUUCUGGAACUACUCAGAGCGCUCCAUGCUGGGCUACUGGUCAACCCAGGGCUGCCGCUUGGUGGAGUCCAACAAGACCCAUACCACGUGUGCCUGCAGCCACCUCACCAACUUUGCUGUGCUCAUGGCGCACCGCGAGAUCUACCAGGGCCGCAUCAAUGAGCUGCUGCUGUCAGUCAUCACUUGGGUGGGCAUCGUCAUCUCCCUGGUCUGCCUGGCCAUCUGCAUCUCCACCUUCUGCUUCCUGCGGGGACUGCAGACCGACCGGAACACCAUCCACAAGAACCUCUGCAUCAACCUCUUCCUGGCGGAGCUGCUGUUCCUCGUUGGGAUAGACAAGACUCAGUAUGAGAUCGCUUGCCCCAUCUUCGCGGGCCUGCUGCACUACUUCUUCCUGGCUGCCUUCUCCUGGCUGUGCCUGGAGGGUGUGCACCUCUACCUGCUGCUGGUGGAGGUGUUUGAGAGCGAGUACUCCCGCACCAAGUACUACUACUUGGGCGGGUACUGCUUCCCUGCCCUGGUGGUGGGCAUCGCAGCCGCCAUCGACUACCGCAGCUACGGCACCGAGAAGGCUUGUUGGCUCCGAGUAGACAAUUACUUCAUCUGGAGCUUCAUUGGGCCCGUCUCCUUUGUCAUUGUGGUGAACCUGGUGUUCCUCAUGGUGACUCUGCACAAGAUGGUCCGGAGCUCGUCCGUGCUCAAGCCUGACUCCAGUCGCCUCGACAACAUUAAAUCUUGGGCCCUGGGGGCCAUUGCGCUGCUCUUCCUGCUGGGCCUCACGUGGGCUUUCGGCCUCCUCUUCAUCAACAAGGAAUCGGUGGUCAUGGCCUAUCUCUUCACCACCUUCAAUGCCUUCCAGGGGGUCUUCAUCUUCGUCUUUCACUGCGCCUUACAGAAGAAGGUGCAUAAGGAGUACAGCAAGUGCCUGCGUCACUCCUACUGCUGCAUCCGCUCCCCGCCCGGGGGCGCGCAUGGCUCACUCAAGACCUCAGCGAUGCGGAGCAACACCCGCUACUACACAGGGACCCAGAGCCGAAUCCGGAGGAUGUGGAACGACACCGUGAGAAAGCAGACAGAAUCCUCCUUCAUGGCAGGCGACAUCAACAGCACCCCUACCCUGAACCGAGGUACCAUGGGGAACCAUCUGCUGACCAACCCUGUGCUGCAGCCCCGUGGGGGCACCAGCCCCUACAACACCCUCAUUGCCGAGUCGGUGGGCUUCAACCCCUCCUCGCCCCCAGUCUUCAACUCCCCAGGGAGCUACCGGGAACCCAAGCACCCCCUGGGGGGCCGGGAAGCCUGCGGCAUGGACACGCUGCCCCUCAAUGGCAACUUCAACAACAGCUACUCCUUGCGAAGCGGGGAUUUCCCCCCGGGGGACGGGGCCCCUGAGCCCCCUCGAGGCCGGAACCUGGCCGACGCCGCUGCCUUCGAGAAGAUGAUCAUCUCGGAGCUGGUGCACAACAACCUGCGGGGGGGCAGCGGCGGGGCCAAGGGCCCCCCACCACCGGAGCCGCCUGUGCCGCCAGUGCCGGGGGGCGGCGGGGAGGAAGAGGCCGGCGGGCCCGGGGGCGCUGACCGGGCCGAGAUCGAACUUCUCUACAAGGCCCUGGAGGAGCCACUGCUGCUGCCCCGGGCCCAGUCGGUGCUGUACCAGAGCGAUCUGGACGAGUCGGAGAGCUGCACGGCGGAGGACGGAGCCACCAGCCGGCCCCUCUCCUCGCCUCCAGGCCGGGACUCCCUCUACGCCAGCGGGGCCAACCUGCGGGACUCGCCCUCCUACCCGGACAGCAGCCCCGAGGGGCCCAGCGAGGCCCUGCCCCCACCCCCACCCGCACCCCCUGGCCCCCCUGAAAUCUACUACACCUCGCGCCCGCCGGCCCUGGUGGCCCGGAAUCCCCUGCAGGGCUACUACCAGGUGCGGCGGCCCAGCCACGAGGGCUACCUGGCGGCCCCGGGCCUUGAGGGGCCAGGGCCCGACGGGGACGGGCAGAUGCAGCUGGUUACCAGUCUCUGA